CCCUCCCCUGCCUCUCUAGCAUCAGCACCUCCGAACAAGGCGACCCGCGGCUGGAAAAGGAUGCUCUACACCAGCUCGAGGAGACAUAACGAUGAGACGACUAACCGAGAGACGCUCGAGCGGCUGGGUAUAGUCACUGUUUUCUGCACGUUUAUGCUGCCUCGCUGCCUCCAUUCAUGAUGCACCAUUAAUGCAUCCCCAAGAAUGGAAGCACAUCGCGAGGAAAACGUUAAAAUAGCCUGUUGUAGCCCUGUUCUGUCGCCUUUAUUAGACACAUCCUCGCUUAUUUGAUGAAGCUUCUUUUCAUGUAGGUCAAGGUGAUGAAGAGCCAGCUUUUGUCUUUUGAGGGCGCCGCGCGAAUGUAGGGCUACAGGAAAGCCAAGCAAACAAAAGGCAUCCAACCCCCCUCCUCUGACGCACCUGCUGCCCUGUCGCCACUUGACAUGACAGCGCAGAGCCGGGAGCAGAGCAGCAGGAUCAAGGGGCACCGACGUGCAGCCGGGCGUGUGGACUUGACAAGAAAUAGAGGAGCCUCCGGACGCACGGCGGAGAAGCAGCAGCAGCCCAGGGGAGGUCGGAUUGCAGUUUCUGGGGACAAGCGCCAAGGGCAGUGCGGCAGUAAGCAGGCAGACCGGGGGGAGGAGGCUGCGGAGAUCUGUGAUACUUCCCCCCCAGGCCCCACUGCGCGCUCACCCCCAUAUCAUCCUGAAAAUAUGACGGUGGACGCUUUUAUGUUUGAUCAAUGGUGACUGUAAAACUUCCCAUCACUUUCUGUCCUUUUUUUCCCCUCCCCAACCAAUCAGUGAUGAUGGGCAAUUAAAAGAUUAGAUCUGCUCUUCAGGCAAGGGUGGACCCCGGAGGGGACUGAUGUGCAUACUGGCCAGGUAUCAUUUGCUCCCUUCUUCUCUGGUUUUGCUCAUUUUGCUUGUCGCCUGCACUAUGGGCUGUAUUCAGAGCAUCGCAUGCAAGCCCCGCAUCAGACGGGAGAACAUUGUGGUGUACGAGGUGUCAGCCUCUAUUGACCAGUGUCCUACCAUCAUUGAGGAGAACUCACCGAUUGUGCUCCGUUACAAGACGCCUUACUUUAGGGCCUCAGCAGGUGUUGUGAUGCCACCAGUGCCCCGCAAUGAAACCUGGGUGGUGGGCUGGAUCCAGGCUUGUACCCAGAUGGAGUUCUACAACACCUAUGGUGAUAUUGGCAUGUCCAGCUGGGAGUUACCGGAGCUGCGAGAGGGCCGGGUCAAGGCCAUCAGCGACUCAGAUGGCGUCAGCUACCCCUGGUACGGCAACACCACCGAGACAGUCACACUGACCGGACCUACGUCCAAACCGUCCCGUCUGACGGUCAGCAUGAAUGACAACUUCUACCCCAGCGUGACAUGGGCAGUACCCAUCAGCAACAGCAACACGCCCAUGCUGACCCACAUCACCAGGGACCAGAGCUUCAUCACCUGGCUGGUAGCCAUGAACUCCGUCACCAAGGAGCGCAUCGUGUUGCAGACGGUGCGGUGGCGGAUGCGGGUGGACAUUGCUGUGGACCCUGACAUGCCUCUGGGCUCUCGGGCCUCGUUGGUGGGUCGUCCCUACCAGGAGCAACCACACAUCCUCAACUACCAAGAGCCCAUCCCUCCCAACGCGCUGGGGAGGCCGAAUGCCAACGACGCCCAAGUGCUAAUGUGGAGGCCACGGAGAGGGGCGCCACUAGUGGUCAUACCGCCAAAAUAAGAGGGUCAAAUGGUUGCACAGACAAAAGUAUAAUUUUUCCCUCUUGCAGAAAAGGGGAUAUGAAGGUGAUGAAGUCAUGAAGCCUAUCAGAGAAGAGAGAACUGAUGGUUUCCCUCCGCUCAAGAUGCCAGUGGCUCAUUAUCCCUGAAAGAUUUAAGUUGACCAGUAUAACAAGCCAGAGUGGAUAUUACAUCUGGGAUCUGACACAGCACGGUGUCAGAAUGGAAGUCUACAACAAACUAGUGUCAAGGGCCCGGGUUGCAUCAAGGCUUUUUUGGCCACCACGUUUUGGACUGCAUUAAAGAGUUCUGCCUGCUUUUAGCGAAGAAGGAACGCUGUUUUUAGAUGUACCACAGAGGUAUUAGAUCACAACGAGAACUGCAUCCUGCAUCCUUAUGUAGAUCUUAUUGCAUGAGAGAGUGAGAGAGACACAAGAAAAAACUGUCCUUGAGAAGUUUAAAGUUAGCAUUUGUUUCGUAUAACUUGAUACCUGAAGACAUUUUGAUUGAAAAGUCAGCCAAAAGAAUCCCUGCGGGCUGGUUAAACCUCGAUAGUGCCAACAAAGGCCUUCAGCACACUCAGUACCAGAGUUAAAGGAUGUAUUCAAGAAUUUAAAAGAGGCAAAGUAUUAUAUGAAUCUUUUUAAGUUAAGAUAAACUCAUGCAUCAAUCAGAUUGUAUUAAGAGCACCCACCUUGCAUAAAAGUCUGGAAGAAAAACUGUUGUUUUUUCACUGGAGUUUUGCUAAUACACCAAACUUUUUUUCUUUUAUUUUCAACUCCCUCGCCUUUGUCGUGCAGCAGGUUUUUUAUUAAGAUGGGUGACAAACUAUUAGAGAAAGGAGUUGGAUCUGUUAAUACAUUAAAUAAAUAAUGUCAGCUAUGCUUUCAAUAAGUGUAAUGACUUGGAAAAGUGCCAUACAUCACAUUUAAAACAAGAGGGUGACAGUUGGAAUGGGGCCAAAUUGUACUCAGACCUACGGUAGAUUUGAUGUGGCACUAAUCAGGCCAUGUUGCACUACCAAGUUACAUAAAUCUUCCUACAAUCAGGGAAUCCUAAAUCUACUCUUAAUAGUUUCCUUGGUGAGGAAUUAAACCAGACUGCAUUUUUAAAAUGAUUGAGUUGAAUUAGUGCCAUUAUUUAACACUGGAUGUACUGUAUAUCACAGCUUCUCCUCAUAUCGUUAACAUAUAUUAUUUUGCAGUAGGCUUCUGCAGAUAAUCACAGAUGAAGGUUUCCUGUGUCAUGGCUAUGGUCUGUCCUGUGGCUCAUCCUGGGCUCACUCCAAGACCCUGCCUGCCACUUCACACAGGACUCACGACUCAUCCUCCAUCUGUGCUUCUCUCCAGGUUCACACCUCACCUUCCCAAUCUGCCUGCUCAUUUUCUCCCCCUGUCUGUCCACAUCAUCACACACACUAUCUCUAUUCAUAUACACUCAUCUGCUCUGAAAUCCACAACUAUGCAAAGAUUAUCUGUGACUGUAAACAAAACCAGAAGGAGAAAAACUGGCAUAAUAGGAAAGAUGUGUAUUUUUGCUCGCCUCGAUCUCUUUUAUUUGUCAGGGUCAUUGUUAAAUAAAAGUGGCUAUUGUAAAUGUAAAGUACUCAAAGAGGUUAAAAUAGGUUAUAUUAA
Molecule: messenger RNA, 3358 nt
Organism: Sander lucioperca (pikeperch)
Lineage: Eukaryota; Metazoa; Chordata; Actinopteri; Perciformes; Percidae
Gene: fam78ba
Product: family with sequence similarity 78 member Ba
Exons: 3
Coding region: 868-1725 (285 amino acids)
Source: RefSeq, a predicted model, not a curated record